Molecule: messenger RNA, 2504 nt
Organism: Pyrus x bretschneideri (Chinese white pear)
Lineage: Eukaryota; Viridiplantae; Streptophyta; Magnoliopsida; Rosales; Rosaceae
Exons: 5
Coding region: 259-2088 (609 amino acids)
Source: RefSeq, a predicted model, not a curated record
AAACAAACAGAGGACAAAUAAAAUAAAGGCAUAGAAAUGAAAAAUCCCCAAUUCUGAAUGGAAACCCUAGCCCUAACCCCAAUUUCUCAAAUUGGACCCUCCAUUUUCGUAAUUCUUCGGAUCUUCCCUCCCGCACUAUUCUUUGCUGGAGGCUGAGCUCAGCUCCGACUUCCUCCAUUGUUCGCCGACCGAGAGAAACACAAGAGAGAAAGAAGGGAGAGAGAGAGAGAGUGUGUGUGUGUGUGAGUGCGUGCGUUUAUGUGUGUUAUGGGUAGUGCGGAUUCAGGUACGGGCGAUUUCAGCGUAGGAUCGAUCGUCUGGGUGAGGCGGAGGAACGGGUCCUGGUGGCCGGGGAAGAUAGUGGGCCCGGAAGAGCUCUCCACUUCGCAUCUCACGUCGCCUCGCUCUGGGACCCCCGUCAAGCUUCUCGGCAGAGAAGAUGCCAGUGUUGACUGGUACAAUCUGGAAAAAUCCAAGCGUGUUAAGGCAUUUCGAUGCGGUGAGUUUGAUGAUUGUAUUGAGAAGGCCGAAUCAGCGCAGGGUAUGCCUAUAAAGAAAAGAGAGAAAUAUGCACGUCGAGAAGAUGCUAUUCUUCAUGCGCUUGAACUUGAGAAGCAGUUAUUGAAGAAACAAGGAAAGUUAGGAGUGGAGCCAACGGGAGUUAUUUACAAGGCAAAGAGGAGUAAAAUUGUAUAUUUGCCAGCUGAGUCUGGUGAAUCCUUGGGGUAUGAAGCAUCUCCUUCAAACCAUGUAGAGAUCUCAGCUUCCCCAGUUGGUGCUCGUCCUCAUGCUGAGUCCAUGAUUUCAGAGAACACUUCUGGUUUUACAGAGGAUGACUCUGAUUCUUCUGAAACUGAUACUUCUGAGUCCGAGUUGGAUUCAUCUGAGACCGAACCAGAUAUGGAUGAAGACAUGCCUUUACUUUCAGAACCAGAAGUGGGAAGAUAUGAAGCACAAGAACACAGAAUCAUGGUUGGUGAGGAGCCUGAUGAAUUAUCGCAUUCUGGUGAGAUGUCUCACCUCUAUAGUCAUGACUCUCUAUUUGCUAGUGGAGCUGUGUCCAAAUGGCAGCUGAAAGGGAAAAGGAAUAUCCGCAAUCUUACAAAAAAGUCUAUGGAUGCAACUUACGGAAAAGGCUAUAAUUAUGGACCGUAUUCUGAAGAAAAGGCUGAGUUUGUACUGGAAGAUGAAUACUCCAUGGCGUCAAGAGCUUCAGCAAGACGUCAAAACAGUGUUGGUCGGAAUAUGAUUGAUUGGGAGGACUGGACCUGGGAGGAUAGGUCUGCUUGGAACGAAUACUGGGACAUCAAAAGAGAGCGCUUUCACCCGGUAUAUGAUGGCCGUCAUCAUUAUCGCAGGAGGCCAAAAUACUUGAUAGAUGUUGACUUGAAGGUCCAGGCAAGUUACCAAAAGGAGCCUGUUCCAAUUGUUUCUCUGAUGAGUAAGUUAAAUGGGAAGGCAAUAAUAGGGCACCCAAUCCAAAUUGAAGCCUUAGAAGAUGGUUCAUCCAACUCGCUUCUUUCAACAGUUGAUGAAUUUGGUGAAGAAGCAAUUGACAAUAAUGGGGUUGCAACUCUUCCACACGCAUGGAGGACGGCAAGGAGGACAGCAAAUGUUCGAGUCCCACGCCCUCAUUUAUCAUCUGCAUUGGAUGGUGAUGAAACUGCUAACUACCCUCCCUUUUCAGAUGAAGAAAGCAGACCGCCAUUUAAGAAACUAAAUAUAGGGAGUUUCAGUAACAAGGCAAGCCAGGGCAAAAGGAGCCUUCCUUACAACUCUCGGCUUCCCACUGAUAGAAAGUUCUCAAAAAAGGCGGCCAAGAAAGUGAUCCUAUCGUCAAGCCAGAAAACAAGGACCAUAUCUUCAAUACCCGUUGAACAGAAUUUUAGUAACAAGCGAAUGCAUCAUGAUAGCAGUAGUUAUCAAAGGGAAGGGCUGAUCAAACCGGAGUCUUCUGGGGCUGCUACUACUGUAGCUUGCAUACCGGUGAAAUUAGUAUUUAGUAGGUUACUUGAGAAGAUCAAUAGGCCUCCAUCAAAAGCAGUUAGUACGGUUUUAUUGAAUAGCGAAAAGGAGAGAAAUUCGUGAUAGAUUUUACCUGUACAUUGUUAUAUAGUACAAUAAGUUCAUACUGCUAGCACCAUAUUUUACUGCUAUUCUCUUCUUUCUGGGCGAGCACUACCCACCAGGGUCCAGGACACUAGAAGAAGACCGAGUUUUUCUGCCGUCUUUUGGAAUAAUCAGAUGAAGCGGGUAACGGACAUGAGGAAGCAGCCAUGGAAGUACACGGGUUGUUAACUGCAUUGCAUUUUGCUGGAUAUGGAAUUCUGAGGAUGUGAAGGAACUAAGGUUAUGUUAGGGAGGAAGUAGGUGAUAGAUAGAAUUCAUAGGAAAAUGUACAUUUAAUUCCAUACAAGGUUAUUAAUAUGUAUCUUGGCUGUUUUUCAUUGACUAAUUUAAGUAAUAAUAUAUAGCUAUGAAAGUGGGGGAAUGUGUUCUGUGAA